AUCUAUUUUAGGUUGACACAGUACAUAUUUCAUUGCGGGACUGCACACGCGUACACACACGGGGCUCCAAUUUUCUGGAAUUACCUCCAUCUGUACCACUAUGAGGGAAAUCAAGAGGUCGGAUCAGGGAAUAUUUUGCAAAUUUCAGGAGAGAUUCCUGCUUUUCUUGUGUCUUUGUGUCCCCAUGAUGGAAGCCAUCCAUCCGGACUGCGCCAUCAUUGCUCAGCACCUGAGGGCUCGUGAGAUUUGUAGCCAAGCAAGAAGCAGAGAAGUUCAGAACCAGACUGCGCACGGCGGUUGCCAGACGGAAUGGGAUGAAAUCGGAUGUUGGUUGAGAGCUGAUGUGGGGCAGGUGGUCAACGUGUCCUGCUCUGAUGUAUUUCAGCAUUACUCAAGCGGUCACGGGUUUGUUUUCAGGAACUGCACAGCAAGCGGCUGGUCGGAUAUUUUUCCGCCCUACGAAGAAGUCUGUGCAUUUAGAGAUGACAGCAGCCCAGAAACAGAGACCAGUUACCUAUCCACCUUUAGACAAGUGUACACUGUUGGCUAUGCCACCUCACUCAUCUCCCUUGUAACGGCCGUUGUGGUGUUCACCGCCUUCAGGAAGUUCCACUGCACCAGGAACUACAUCCACAUCAACUUGUUCUCCUCGUUUAUCCUGAGGGCUAGCGCCGUUUUCAUCAAAGACACAGUGUUGUUUGCUGACGAAACGCUGGACCACUGCUCCGUGUCUACGACGGCGUGCAAGUCGGCAGUGGCGUUCUUCCAGUUCAGCAUCUUGGCCAAUUACUUUUGGCUGUUGGUGGAGGGCAUGUACCUGCAGACCCUGCUGGCGCUCACCUUCGUCUCCCAGAGGAUGUACUUCUGGUGGUACAUCCUGAUUGGAUGGGGACUCCCGUCAACUAUUCUCAUCCUUUGGGUGCUUACCAGAUUCUUCUAUGAUGACAGAGGUUGCUGGGAUGACACAGACAACGUUGCCAUUUGGUGGAUUAUUAAAGGCCCAAUAACGGCUUCGUUGCUGGUCAACAUCGUCAUCUUUGUCAACGUGAUCCGCAUCCUGGUGCAGAAACUCAAAUCUUCCGCCAUGUCCGGAAACAACGACAGUGGGCAUUUUAUAAAGCUGGCAAAGUCCACGCUUUUCCUUAUCCCGCUGUUCGGGAUGCAUUAUACCGUUUUCGCCUUCUUGCCCGAGAACACGGGCGUGGCCGCUCGGCUCUACAUUGAAUUGGGCCUGGGGUCCUUCCAGGGCUUCGUAGUGGCUCUGCUUUACUGUUUCAUGAAUGGAGAGGUGCAGGCGGAACUGCGGCGGUGGUUAUGGAAGUGUCACAACCAAAGUCAGCGCACGCCAGCCAAGCGAAGCCUUAGUCAGGUUAGUAUGGGAGCACGCGGAGGGCUGCGCCGGACCCCCUCCACCGGAAUUGUUUCUACUGUAUGACCGAAAGGAAACACCGAACCGAUGGGACAUUGCAUCGUUUUGGGUUGACUUGAUGUUUGCUGUACUGAGCCUUUAAGAACAUUUUUUGGGUGAGUACAAAGUGUUUCAUGUGGAGUUACAAAGACGUCGGUUGAAUUGAAGGAGUUCAUUGAUAAAGGGAAUUAUUUUCAAUCACAUUUUAGAAUUCAUUGAAUAACAUUUCACAUAUUAAUCAGCAAAAAUAUUUAUUGUGUUUUAAAGCAACACUAGGUAACUUUUCAGUUUCGGUCGAUUUUAGUGACACCGGUGGACAAAUGGGAUAGUGCUUUGCCUUAAGUAAGACUGCAUUUCCCAUGAGAACCAGCGCACACACGCACAGUGUCGUAAAAUCAUGAUUUGAAUGACAAUUCUCUUUCCAGCAGCUGUGUGAAGGAUGGAUGGUAAUGAAUCCAGCUAUUGUUUAAAUAGCAUAUGACGGUUAGCAACCGUGUGGAUUAGUGUGGUUAAUUCCCCCGUCCCUAAACCGACUUCUUCAGCGUUCACGCUGCGCCAGGCAGUGAAAGCCAGGCCAGUGUUAAUUCUGUUUAUGGCGGAAAACACAGACAAGACUGAAAAAGCAGUUUCUGCUGUUGCACACCUCAUUAAAAGAAACUGCUGUUUUUUAGGCCAAAACAACUGUUGUGUUUGAUAGAACAAUAUGUCUAUAUGCUGCCACAGCAGAUUCAUGGCGCAUUAAGCCCCCGAACUAUUUUUAAUUUGUCCGUUUUACCCUGGAAACCCCCGUUUACAGAUGUCACGCAACCGCUUUUGUUUCAACCUAGCCAUAAAACAAAGGCAAUUAAUUAUAUUUAUUAUUCAAAAUGUCUGUCAUUUUUAGUUUAGAAUCAUUAAUUGAUGUCUAAUAUUUCGUUUAAAAAAAAUAAAUAAAAAACUUAAAAAAUUAUUCGCUCGCAUAUUUUAAACUUUUAAGCAAAUUACGUCACAACGAAAAAAAUGGUAUAUGGUGUCUGUAAAACCUCCUAUCGCUUAAUUGUAUUUUUUUUUGUUACUGUUGCAUUGUCUCCUAUAUGUUAGAUGAUAAUUAAUCGAUCCAAACAAAGAAAAAAAAAAAAACGUGUAAAAGGAUAAAUAUAUGAUUAAGAAAAUCUCGACCACUCCUUGAUGUCUGCGAUUUCUGCAUCGCGACCCUUGUUAUAUUACCAUGUUUCACCCAUAAAAUCCCCCCAAAAUCCAGCUGUGGCCAUUCACAGCUGUGUCUUGACACUCAGUGAUAUAUGCUACAUGGGUUUUUUGGGUCGAAACAAGGUAAGUACGCGAUAAUAUCUCGUUAAAGUCAUGGCGUCUGUAAGUCUGCUCUCGCCUGCUCUCACCUCCAGAUAGGGUUUUGCGGUUUAAUUUAUUUAUUUAUUUAAAAUGCCCUCCUGUUCAAAAAUUUUCUUCCCCCAGAAAAUUGAGAUUUUAAGCUUUCCAAUGAUAUAUCAGACAUGCAUACAGAACAAUUUUGAAAUGUGGCCAAAUUGGGGGUCUCAGAGCGGUACUUCACCUGAGUGUUUUCCGCCAUAUCCUGGUAGCCUCCCUUUUUCCCCUCCUAUGACAGUACUUUUUGUCUCGCUUGUUGCUCUGCCUUCUUUGCAGAAUCGGCGCGAAAGCAUUCGCAUCUACUUCUGUCUUUACAUUGAAUGGGGAAAGGGAGAAGUGACGUAUGCCGUAAAACAGUCGGAACACUUGUAGUUUUUUUGUGUGGCAGGGUUUCUGCCACCCUUCUCAAAUCAACUAGUUGCCGGUUGACAUAUCACAAAAAUAUUUUAUAUACCGUAAUUUUCGGACUGUAAGUCGCUACUUUUUCCCCUCAUUUUGAAUCCUGCCGCUUAUAGUCCAGUGCGGCUUAUUUCUUGAUUUAUUUGGGUUAAUAGGACACACUUUGACAGCGGCGUCAUAACACUGUCAUAAGACCGUCAUAAUUAUGACAUGACACUAUCAUGGGCAUUACUGAAUGCUUAUGUCAUUAAGUGUUAUCCAGCAAAUUAUGUCACUAACUCCAUUUAUGUCCAGCUUGGAUGUUUUACAUCAAUUCAAAAGUGAGAUAAUUUGCCAUAUAACAGUAAAUGACAUCUGUCAUAAGCAUUCAUAAAUGCUCAUGAUAGUGUUAUAUCACAAUAAUGAUGGUCUAAUGACAGUGUUAUGCUGCCACCGUCAAAUAAGGUGUUAACAAAUACCAUAACUAGCAAUUAAUGAAACAACUUUAACAGUAACUGAAGAAAUAAUUAGUACAGAACAUAGCGCUGCAAUGCAUGCUAGGAGGCAUGUUGGACACCAACUUUGUUGACAGCAGGUACCAGCAGAGGUUGACUGUCUCCAACAAGGAAACAGUGAUGGCCAAAUGAAGCUUCUUGAAGCAAUGAAGCGUUGCAGCCAAUUGGUUCAAAGCUUCAUAGUGUCUUAUGACAGUCGUAUGAUGCCGCUGUCAAAAAAAGUGUUACCGGUUAAUAUCUUUUGGCGUACAUGUCCCAUAAUACAGUGAUGUCAGCUGCGGCUUAUAUUCCAGUGCGGCUUAUCUAUGAAGAAAUGCCGUUUUCGUGCCAAAUUUGGUGGGUAGCGGCUUAUUGUAAGGUGUGCCAUAUAGUGCGAAAAUUACGGUAGGUUGAAAAGUUACCUAGUGUUUAAAUAGACCAAUAUCAAUGAAACACUGCAUAGAAUAGAGAAAUUAAAAAUGGAUUAAAUUCAAUGAUUCAAUAUCAAUUUUUAAGAAAUGAAUGAAUGGUGUUUUUCAUCAUUGAAAUACUGUAUAUUCCAGUAGUUGAAAAAUGUGAUUGGCUUUCUAUGUAUUAGAUUUUGCGGAAUUUUAGGGUCCAAUCUCCCCACUUAUAUGCAAUGUGAUGUUGGGCCCAUUGAAUUUUCUGAGCCAAAAUGAAAACAAUUUAAGUAAUUGAACUUCUUAUUAAAAGCAGUGAAAUAAUGAAAUUACCAUUAUAUUUAGCAAUUAUAUGUAACUAUUUGGGAAAUAUAUGGAACCAUUUGAAUAAGUAUUUUAAAAGCUAAUUAAACACAUUUUUGAAAUAUUUCAUAUUUCACAAUUGUUUAUUUAUUGGAUCAACUCAUCUAUUUAUUCAAUUUAUGACCUAUAUAAUUGGCUCGAAAUGUUUUUUGGGUGUACGCGUUAUAUAACGGUAAUUAAUUUGCAUUCAGAGAGUUAGCAAAUGUAAAAUGGCAUCGACGUGGAUAAACCGAGCAUUUACCAUACAAUACAGUAGUGUCUUAUUGUACAAUUCAAACCAUUUAUUGUACACAUUGUGUUUUCACACAUUUUUUCUACUGUAUAGUAAUAUAAAGCACUUUGUAACAGUACACACAGACAUAAUUUGUCAUGAUAUUUUCCAUGUUUUUUUUUUUUUUUUAAUCUUACUGUAUUUCCACUGUUGUUGUGGAUUAAGUGAAGGAAAUGUAUGUAAAAGGGAAAAAGCUCAAUAAUAAAUAGAAGAAUAAUAAUAACUGUUUGUGAUUACACAUGACUGGUCAUUAUAACUAUUACAUAAUACUUUUUCGAAACACCUUUUCGGGCAUUCAGGCAAACUGAAAAAAGUAAAAAUAGCACAACACUGAAAAUGAUGUGAAAUAGAAAACUUUUUUUUUGAAAUUGUAAAAUGAAAUAAUUAUAAAUAUAACAAAUAUUUCUGCAGGUUCACAUUUAAAGUAGAAAUUCCUGUGCUUUAAAUUUUUUUUAUUUUUUUUAUUUUAAUGAACAGUAAUGGCACAUACAGGGCUGGCCCUGGUCACCCAUACACGUGCCUGAGCACUUACAAGAAAAACCAAACAGGUAUGACAAGUUUGCACAUUUUUAUUGAGCAUUCAAAUGUACACAACAUGGAUUGUGAAUGUCAGAUUUUUUUUUUUUUUUUUUUUUUAAACGACACAACUUCACAGGAACCUUGAUGACCAAACGACCUUUUUUUUCUCCCCAAUAUAUACAUUUACUUCUUUUUUUAAUAUGCUCGUCAUUACAAAUGCGCAUACACGCACGCGCUGGGUUAUAAGAGCGUACAAAAAAUGUCUUUAUAACGUAACGGCACGUCUUUGUCAAGAAGUAAAAAAAAAAAUAAAAAAAAAUAAAAUACACCAUUUACUUUUUUACUGUAUAUAUGAUUAAACACCAUGUAGAUUCAUAGCAGGCAUCAUAGAAGAGCAGCUGAGCGACAACUGUACAUUCAAAAAUGCAUUGGCAAUAAAUAAAAGUUCACAGUUAGUCAAAAACAAAGCAAAAUAAACACAUUACAGUACAUACUUGAAACUUCCCUUAGAAAAAUGUCCACAAUUGCCAUCUGGUUUCAACCUGUAACCCUUGUACAGAGACCUCUGAGCAAGCGAUAGCUUAUCAACUAGCAGGUGAAAAUUCCCUGAAAAUGUCCAACUUUGGCCUUUCUCUCCUCCCUUAUCUUUGAUACACACCGGAAAAAAUAUCUGUGUGCCUUUUGCAAAAGCCAACAGUAAGUUCAAUGUCACAGAAUAUGAAGCUAAAUGCUAACAAAAGUGCUGUGAUGCCUGAAACACUUCACAGUUUGUUUUUGGAAAAGAAAAGACAAAUGUUCACAGAAGGCACAAAAACAAAAUCACAAUUUUUUUUUGUUAGUUUGUUUUGUUGCGCAUCCUUGUACGUUAGGCCGGUAGCUAAAAACAAGACAAGUCGCUAAUGCUAAAAGUAGAGACGCACUAUUGCCUCGCACCCUUUACAUUUUUUAAAAUUUCUUUUUACAGCUACAUAGCUUUAAAUACACAUGAAACAAAAACAUUUUCAAUAUAAAAGCUCAUAAAAGAAGUGGGCAGCCUUCUUUGGCUCAUUUUUAUCAGAAAGAAAAUCAUCAAAAACAUGACAGUCACAAGUUAGCCUUGCUAGCUAGCAACUAUUGUGACACAUAUUCCUCUUUUCAGGGUCUGAAAAUUUAAAUGGCUUUGUUUUAGAAGGUACAUUUUUAAUUGAAAUCUUUGUUUUCACAGUUUUCACGUUCAUAAAUAUGACUUUUACACUCACUAUGUCAUCAGGCUACUUUACAUUUCACAUUACAAAUGGAGCACGACGCCAUUUUAAAUUUGCGAUAUUCCGCUUUAUGUCGUAGUAACAAUGACACGCUUUUUCCCCCCGUUUUUGCACCAACUAAAUAGAUCCAUAUAGAGCUAGUUAAAUGAUGUAAAAUAUAUUCAUAAAUAAAUAUCUAUUAAUAAAGUUAUAUUUUUUCACAUUUGAAACAAUGAUAAAACAUUUCACAUUUUAAUCAAGAAUUGAAUAACAACGAUUUCAAUGUAAUUUUUUAAAUUUGUGUCUGCUGUCUGUUAAAAAGUAAUGAAAAACAAAAAGUACAAUUAUUUUGUAUUACAUUUGAAAAAUUUAUUAACUGAUGUGUAUUUUUACUUUGGAUUAAUAAAUAUUCAAAUGGCAUAAUACUCAUAGUUUUUUGUAUUUUCUUUUUAAAAAAUACAUGACAAAAAAUGUCUUGUUAUUUAUCAGUGCAUUCACAUCAUCGUUUGUGGAUGAAGAUAAAAUUAAUUCCUACAAUAUUUAGCAUUCCUUCGUAAUAAAUAAAUUAGAGUACCGUAUUUUCCGGACUAUAAGUCUAGCCUAUAAGCCUGCAACUUUACUCAAGUGUAAUUUAUUAUUAAGAUGUUUAUUAUACAUUUGCUUUAUACUAUAUAAUUUCUGCUCGCAGUGAAGAGAUGCGAUGCUUAUUGCUCGCUAUGAAGAAAUAUUUUGUCAUGUUUUGACAAACGUAGUAAUUCCACCUACAUGCACACACAUAGCCAUGCAAAUUCACUGGGUUCCACACUCGCUUUUAAUUCCCUUUAUGGUAAGACACCCCCAUGGUUGCUAGGGCCAUACCAUGUAAAAAUUAAGUGAACGGAAGGCUCAUGGGAGAAUGAGUGUGGAAUUUGUAUUGUGUAGUCUUAGUAUUGCAUUAUAUAAGCUGCCAUCCGUUCUCUUUGCAAGCUAUUCGAUAAAAUUGAGUGCCUUCUCUCAAUAUUUUCUGUAAUCUUUAUAAAUUUCCUCCUAAGGAUUUGUAUUUGAACUUGACAUUUGGACGGUCCUUCGAGCCGGAUUUGAACCAGCUAAAUUUUAAGCUAUAGUUAUCUGAAAAACUAAAAACAGAGAGACAGCGAGAACUAAAAGUGGUAUUUGCCAUGUGUCAAAAUUGAUUUUGCCAUGUGGCAUUUUUUUUUUUUUUUUGCCACUUGGCAUUUUUUUGGCCACUUGUCAAAAUGGAUUUUGCCAUGUGGCAUUUUUUGGGGACAUUUGGCAAAAAAAUGCCUCAAACCAAAAUACAUUGCGUUUUUUUUUUACAUGUGGCAACAUGUAUUUUGCCAUGUGGCUUUUUUUGCCAUGUGGCAAAAUGGAUUUUGCCAUGUGGAAUUUUUUUUGCCACGUGGCCAAAUGGAUUUUGACAUGUGGCAAAAUUGAUUUCGCCAUGUGGUAUUUUUUUUUUUCCAUGUAUCAAAAUGUAUUUUGCCACGUUGGAUUUUUUUGGCCAAAAAAUGCCUCAAACCAAAAUAUAUUGCAUUUUUUUUACAUGUGGCAAAAUGGAUUUUGCCAUGUGGCAUUUUUUUUUGCCAUGUGGCCAAAUGAAUUUUGUAGGGCUGUCAAAAUUAUCGCGUUAACGGGCGUUAAUUAAUUUUUUAAAUUAAUCACGUUAAAAUAUUUGACGCAAUUAACGCACCCGCUGGCAUAUUGCCUCAAACAUUACAAUGAGGCCGUUUAUGGACAUUAAGAGUGAAGAGAAUGCCACCGGCCGCUUGGGGGCAGCGCCGUUCCAUACUCAUGUCUUCUAAACGUGGGAGAAUUAGUAGUUGUGAGACGUUUAUGCUGUAUUCACAAUGCAAUGCAAAUUGCUAUUUGUGCUCCACACAUAUUUCGGUAAGUUUUCUUUCUUUUAGUGGCAAUUAUGUGUCUCUUGUUUUAUUUUGGGUAAGAUAUGUACAGAUACAGUGGGGAGAACAAGUAUUUGAUACACUGCCAAUGGGUUUUGGCAGUGUAUCAAGUACAAGUAUUUG
This is a messenger RNA of Corythoichthys intestinalis (scribbled pipefish), 8446 nucleotides long. Its product is annotated as pituitary adenylate cyclase-activating polypeptide type I receptor-like. Bases 101 to 1435 code for a protein of 444 amino acids. Gene Ontology annotation, molecular function: G protein-coupled peptide receptor activity; peptide hormone binding. Gene Ontology annotation, biological process: adenylate cyclase-modulating G protein-coupled receptor signaling pathway; cell surface receptor signaling pathway. The record is from RefSeq and is a predicted model, not a curated record. Gene Ontology annotation, cellular component: plasma membrane. Lineage: Eukaryota; Metazoa; Chordata; Actinopteri; Syngnathiformes; Syngnathidae. The transcript is spliced from 13 exons.